ACCUUCAUGAUGUGGGUUGUCAAGGCAACAGGUCUAUAGUCACUGAGCAAGUAUGGGUGAAACAAAAUUGUUUUAUUCUAUUCACACGAAAACACUGUUGUUUGUAGGCUUAGGAGUUAAUUUGUUACUUUCAGUCAGUAAUAACAGUAAAAUAUGCCAAGAUUAAAUACAACAAUAUAUUAUUGUAUAAACAAUUACAAAAUAACUGAAGGCUAAAUACAGAGAAACAAGUGUUGGAAAGGACUAAUGAAGACCCAGAGAGGUAUGGGUCCAGGUUAGUCCUUUCAUUCUCUGGUUGAAGGGGAAGACAAAAAGCACCAUGAGGUCCAAAGUUCCUGAAGGUGAGACGAUGAAAAACUAACAGAGGAAACCAAGAGAAUCUGCUUUUUUAAAGCGUUCCAUCUGGUUCUGCUCGGCCCAAAUGAAUCUGAUCCCACGCUCAGCAUCUGAAGAUCCUAUUAACGCCCAAGUGUCAUCACGUGACACCACUUUGGACGCGAGGACCCGUUUCAUUGGCUGAACGCUCCAAUUCACGAAACGAUGCGUACAUGUUCUUCCUGUUGGUCACUGAAUCUGAAGUUUGAGUCCUGGGUUGUAGAGCUGAGCCGAACCGAGUCAGGGGGGAUCAUAGCGUCACUCCGCGGACACGCGCUUAGCACUGCACGGAGCCGCGCGUCCACGUUCAGCAGGGAGCAGAUUGUCCUGUGAGACAAAAUGAGUGAAAACACAACGGACACGAGCACGCUGUGCCUCUUUGAUGUUGACGGCACGUUGACGGCCGCGAGACAGAGCGUGACUCCAGAAAUGAAAGACUUCCUGGAGAAGCUGAGGAGUCGGGUCCGAGUCGGAGUGGUUGGAGGGUCGGAUCUCAGUAAGAUCAAAGAGCAGCUGGGAGAAGAUGUCAUCCAGAAAUCGGACUACGUGUUCGCUGAGAACGGCCUGGUGGCCUACAGGAGCGGACAGCUUCACUCUGUCCAGUCCAUCCAGGCCCACAUGGGAGAGGAGCUGCUGCAGGAUUUCAUCAACUUCUGUCUGAACUACAUGGCCAAGAUCAAACUGCCCAAAAAACGAGGAACCUUCAUUGAAUUCCGUAACGGGAUGCUGAACGUCUCUCCCAUCGGACGCAGCUGCACCCUGGAGGAGCGGAGGGAGUUUUACGAGCUGGAUCAGAAGGAGAAGAUCCGAGAGAAGUUUGUUUCUGUGCUAAAGGAGGAAUUCAAAGGAAAGGGGCUGUCGUUUUCCAUCGGAGGGCAGAUCAGCUUCGACGUGUUCCCCGACGGCUGGGACAAGAGGUACUGUCUGGACAUCGUAGAGAAGGACAACUACUCAACCAUCCACUUCUUUGGAGACAAAACCAAACCUGGAGGAAACGACUACGAGAUCUUCAGCGACCCUCGGACCGUCGGCCAUGAAGUGUCGUGUCCUGAAGACACGCUGCAGCUCUGCGAGGAGCUUUUCUUCUCCUAAGAGCGAAGCUGGAGUUCCUCUCGCUGCAGCAUCUGGUCCCUUUUCUAACAAACACUGAGGAGAACACUGAGCAGAACCAUGGACCGUGGGGCCGGACAGCACCAGCUGGGAACCGUUCUACACGUCAUCUGGAGUUUGGGAGGUGAACCAAAGGUGCACGUGUGUUCACUGUAAACUAAGGAGCUGUUACCGGUUCCUGAGGCACUUUAAUGUAACAAACUUUAUUCUGUAAAAUCUGUCAACCAAAUAAAAAGAGAACGAUGCAUAAA
Molecule: messenger RNA, 1736 nt
Organism: Girardinichthys multiradiatus
Lineage: Eukaryota; Metazoa; Chordata; Actinopteri; Cyprinodontiformes; Goodeidae
Gene: pmm2
Product: phosphomannomutase 2
Exons: 8
Coding region: 715-1467 (250 amino acids)
Biological process (GO): protein N-linked glycosylation; mannose metabolic process; GDP-mannose biosynthetic process
Cellular component (GO): cytosol
Molecular function (GO): phosphomannomutase activity
Source: RefSeq, a predicted model, not a curated record